This is a messenger RNA of Monoraphidium neglectum, 999 nucleotides long. RefSeq lists its product as hypothetical. Gene Ontology annotation, molecular function: GTPase activity. NCBI's taxonomy places the organism in Eukaryota, Viridiplantae, Chlorophyta, Chlorophyceae, Sphaeropleales, Selenastraceae. Bases 1 to 999 code for a protein of 332 amino acids. The transcript is spliced from 7 exons. The record is from RefSeq and is a predicted model, not a curated record.
AUGGCUGGUUCAGGCAAGACGACGCUGAUCCAGCGCAUCAACAGCCACCUCCACACACGCGGCCAGCCCGGUUAUAUAAUCAACCUCGACCCCGCAGUGGCGCAGCUGCCCUACAGCGCAAACAUCGACAUACGUGACACGGUUGUCGCGCUGUGUGAGAAGCCGCGCGACCCGCCGCUCCAGUACAUAGUGGCGGACACCCCCGGGCAGAUCGAGAUCUUCACUUGGAGCGCCAGCGGGCAGCUGGUGACGGAGCUGUUCGCGUCGGGGUUCCCGACGAUCGUGGCUUACGUGAUCGACACGCCGCGGUGCGCCGCCCCCCAGACGUUCAUGAGUAAUAUGCUGCAGGCGGUCAGCAUUUUGUACAAAACGAAGCUGCCCCUACUGCUGGCCGCGCCGCCGGCCCCGCCGCGCGCUGCGGCGGCGUGCGGCGCGACGCCGCGCUCCCUCGCCCCGCCCCGCAUGGACUCCGUGCGGCUGUCAGCCAGGCACGAGGCCGUGUUCAACAAGAUCGACGUCGCGCGCCACGACUUUGCCCUGAAUUGGAUGGACGAUUUUGAUGCGUACGCGGCCGCGCUGGAGGCCGACAGCAGCUAUGCGGCCACACUCAGCAGAUCCCUGAGCCUGGUGCUGUCAGAGUUCUAUGCUGGCAUCAAAUCCGUGGGCGUGUCCGCAGUCACAGGAGAGGGCAUGGAUGAGAUGUUUGAGGCGGUGGCGGCGUGCGCGGACGAUUACUCCAGAGACUAUCUGCCGGAGGUCGAGGCCCGCCGCGCCGCGCGCGCGGAGGAGGAGCGGCGGCGGAAAGACAGGGACCUCGAGCGGCUGCGCGCCGACAUGGCCGCGGCGGCGCUCGGGCCGGGCGCGGGCGCGGCAGCGGGGGGCGCGGCGGCGGCGGCAGCGGGCGCCUCGGAGGGAGGGGGGGAGGACGAGGGGUUGAGCUGCGAUUACGAGGUUUCGGACGAUUCGAUAGAGCGGUCGGAUGAAGAGGAGCGCGGGUGA